Ictalurus punctatus (channel catfish) is the source of this 2806-nucleotide messenger RNA. RefSeq lists its product as uncharacterized. The coding region runs from base 2374 to 2787 and encodes 137 amino acids. Gene Ontology annotation, molecular function: DNA binding. Gene Ontology annotation, biological process: transcription by RNA polymerase II. NCBI's taxonomy places the organism in Eukaryota, Metazoa, Chordata, Actinopteri, Siluriformes, Ictaluridae. The transcript has 2 exons. The record is from RefSeq and is a predicted model, not a curated record.
UGUCCCUUUUCCCCUCUUUUAUCCUGAACACUAGGCUUCGGAGUGCUGGUGGGCCCUCCCCCGUAGCUCAUUCCUGGCCUAGGGUGCCCUCAUUUUUUACUUCUUUCAGGUACCAUUCCACCCUUUUCUUUUGUGCUUGUUCGUGUUGCUUCGCCUCCCGUAGAUACUGCUCACACCUGUCCCUUUGUUCUUGUUCCCCUUGCCCCCCUUGUUGGCUCUUGACGUAAUCUUCCACCAUUUUCUGCCUCUCCUUGUCCUCAACGUCUGGUAUGCUAAGGUCCAUACUCCACUCUCCUACACAGGUGGCUCCAUGUAAGUUUCUUCUGCCUUCCACUUUUUCAGCCACCAUUUGUUCUCCUUGGGUUGACAUAGUUUUCUUUUGUAAUCCUUUGAAAACUCCCUGCAUUUCUACUUCCGCUUCUUCCCAUUCCUCCUCUUCCCGUAAUCCUGUUUCCAACAGUGGGUAUAUUCCCGUCGGCGGGUUCUUUUUCCUAGGUUUUAUCUCAGGUUUAAAUUGCGGGUUGUAUGGGGGCGGGGGUCCUCGCUCUCCCUGCUUUUCGGCUUGGGGUACCACUUCCCUUUUUUUUCAAUCUUGGAUCUUUCUUUUUUCAUCAUUUCCUGCACCUUUCUUGCUAGCUCUUUUUUCCAUUCUUUCUCUUCUCUCCCUUUCGUCCGCUUCCUCUUUCUUCUUCCAUGCCUUUUCUCGGUCCCUCCUUUCUCUUCCUUCUCGGUAAAACCAGUCUGCUAUCUUUUCUUGUUUGACUUGCUUCUCUCUCACUUUUUGUCCCUUCUUUUGUUCUCCCCAGAUGAUAAUUCGGUCCUUCAUCUUUUGACACUCUUUCUCUUCAAACGUGCCUGUCUUAGGCCAUUUCCAUAGUCCACAUGUCUUCUCAUUCCAUUUUUUGCAAUAAUGUCUAAUAUCUUUUUCAUCUGUCUUAUGUUUUUCCACAAUAAUGUCCAGCGCCGUCCUUCCUUUUUCUGUUUCAGCAGCCAUACUUGGCAACCAAAUGCGUUUUUCUUAUCUAGCUGCUCCUGUUCCACCCUCCUUUUUAUGCGUCCUUUUUCCUUUUUUUUUUCCCUUCCUCUUCGUCUUUUCGGCCCAGCUUUUUGUUUUCUCUUGACUGUAUACUACAAUGCUCACGCGUUAUUAUACAUUUUACACAUAACACAUUUCACAUUUUCCUCCUGACUUUCCCUAAUUUCAAAACACUUUUUUAUUUAUUUUUACUCAUACACUCACCAGGUAUUACUCUACCCAGACCUGGGCCCAGGAUUUAUUCCCCUCUAAGCAGACCUGGACUCACUCCAGCGGUAUCAGGGGUCCCCACCAAGCAGUCACCACUCUUUACGUGGCCGGUAUCUGGGGUUGUGAGGCCUCACCACCUGCCUCUAUUGCAACCUGAAUCUAUUAAUUCAGCGGUAUCGCAGGACUUUCAAACAUGCACUUUAAACACACAUUUCACUUUUUCUCUGUGUUACAGCAAAUCAGGCUCCUUUUCAUGACACAUCAUCUUUUGCCUUUUCUCACUCACUUCUUUACACUGUGCCCCAAUCACAAUACAGUACACUUAUAGUGGGCUCUUUUGGAGACCAACUCUAUCCUUUCUCUGGUCCGUGGGGCCUGAUCCAAGUGACAGCAGAGUAUCUAAGCCAGGACUUUGUUUAAACGGGUGCCUGUCAUACCCUUUUUCGUAUACGGCCUUUUGCUGUCCCUUGGGACCAAGUCCCACAACCCAGGUUCAGGAUAUUCGGAUCUUAGCCCAGUCCCAUCUGGGUUGCCAAAAUGUGGAACAAUUCUCUUUCCACUAAAUGGUACAUAUAACACAAGUUAAGAAUUUUCUAGCAAAACAUAUACUCACGCUAAUUCAGUUGACUCUUCAUUCAGGUUUCGAAAAAUACCACACAGAAUCAGUGAGUGAGGAAAAGCAAAGGUCCAAUUUUAUUUUGCCCAAGCACAUGAGAUCCAAACCGUUUGAGACAUCCCAAAGAGUGAUCUGACUAGCCUGGAGCGGGGCUCCCCUUUUAUACAAUUGUCCUAUGAGCCUCCGCCCCUUGAUCUAUUUUCAAAUACCAAUAUGUUUAGCUAUUCUUACCUCCCAUUCCCCUUAUGUCCAUAUUUGUACAGAUUCUGACAACCCUUAUAUUACAUCAUUACUCUUUUUCAGCAACUCUUAUAAUCGUGUUUUAUUAAUUUCCCUAACCCCUUAGGUUCCAAUUUCAGUCUUUUCCCAAUCCCCUUAAAUUCGACCUAGCCCAGUUUGGGUUUUUUAAAACCGUACUUCUCGUUUUGUUCAACACUUGGCUUCUGGUCGUUGGACAAAGAGGAUCUCUGUUGGUGCACCUUUGGAUAUUUUUUUUUCCGUUUAUUUGAAUAUGGCUCACAACGCGGGACUUGGUUUCCUAUUCGCUGCUCUAGUGGGACUGGAGGGCUUUGAUCUCAACACUAGAUACCAGCUGUCCCACCUGUUUGCAGACCUCGCUCUUUUGGUUGACGUCUUGCGCACUCCCUCUACAACGUCCACUUUCCCUCCUCCUCUACGAUAUCGGUUGAGCCCAGCUGCUACCCUUGUUGACGCCUCUACUCAGACGGGUCCUGUUAUCAGUACGCCUUCCCUGCUUUCUGCUGAUGACUACGAGGCAAUGGAUUCCCCCAGCACUGACUAUUCUGAUGACCCACUGAGCCCAAUCUCCUCCCCAGGGCAUACUCCUUACCAUCCGUCUUUCUCUCCCUCCUACUCUCCUACCAGUCCCUCUUAUUCUCCUACCAGUCCUCCUUAUUCCCAAUAAAUGUGGUGACAGCCUACUA